UGCGUCUUCGCUCAGUGCUUCAAACGCGCCAGUUUGAGAGGGAGUAAUCCACUUGCAUUUAUUUUUUAGAAGCGCUCUGUCACUACGCACUUCAUUUGUAGCCUACUACAACACAAUACAUGUUCUUCUGGUCAAUAAUUUCAAAGCUGUUUGGUACGAUGGAUUGGGUCACAACGCCCGAGCGUAAAGAUGCGCAGGGAUAUUCCAUGAGGGCGAUGUUUCAAGGUAUAUCCAGAAUUUGGAGAUGCCCACCUUUGCCAAGGAGGAAGCACCACUGUUUACAAGGAUCCCAUCCAGAGGAGCCGUGUGUCCUGAUCCCAGGCUGCAUGGUCUCGGAAUACCAGGAAAAGUACUCUGCCUACUGCAACACUGUUGUCCGUGCAGCCAAGAAGCUGAAAAAUGAGUACCAGCCAAUGGAAGGAAAGAUAUCCAACAUGACCACUUUCAGGUCAGACUACGUGGCCCAUGAAGUGACCCAGAGGCCACCAAAGGUCACCAAGUUGUAUGUGCCACCUGAUGGGAGAAUGAGACACAGCAGCACUUACGUCAGGGACUACCCAACUCACCCUGUUCAGAAGCACAUCGUGACCAAGCCAGAUGGGUACCAUCCGCCCACAGCAAAGAUGGUUGCCCAGUCUUUAUACAAAGAGGAUUUUCGAGCAUGGCAAAUCCAGAAAGUCCAACCCUACAGGACGCGUGACAACCUGAAGUUGAACAACAGCAAAUUUGAGGUGACCACCACCUAUCAAGACGAAUUCUGCUACAAGGGCCCAGCCGAGGCCAGGGAGAGAUUCAAACCAGCCCCCGAUGCCCCAGAGACCCUGCCCUUCGAUGGCGCCACCAACUACCAGACGCAGUAUAUGUCCCAUCCUGUCUAGCCCAGGCAGCCCAAGGAGAAGGCUGUCUACAGGCCCACCAGCGCCCCCCUCAAUGGGGUCUCCACCUACAGGCAGGACUCUCUGGGCCUGCCGGCCAAGCCUGUCAAGCCCUUCAGGGCCAAGGUGGCUUGGGAGAGCAGCCCGGCAAUCUUUCAGGGGACCACCGAGUUCCAUGAUCAGUACAAGUCCUGGCCCCUGAAGCCCAAGCACCGGCACCAUGCUCUGGGCACUAUGGUUGGUCUGCCCACAGCUCAUGCUGACCAUGUCGGUCAGCUCAUGCUGACUCCCGGUCGAGGCCUGGACAAAGGAGGCCAGGGCACCCCUCCAGACCAGGUCCACCAUGAAGGAGCACUACCGUGCCUGGGACAUGUUGCGUCCCCGCCCCCCUUUACACGCAGAUGAGCUAGAGAAACCCAUGGGGGCUUUCGCCAAGACCACCACCUUCCACUCAGCAUACACACCCAAGACAGCCCACACAGACGCUGCUGAGUCC
Oncorhynchus gorbuscha (pink salmon) is the source of this 1371-nucleotide messenger RNA. RefSeq names its product stabilizer of axonemal microtubules 1-like. Gene Ontology annotation, cellular component: ciliary basal body; axonemal microtubule; cytoskeleton. Lineage: Eukaryota; Metazoa; Chordata; Actinopteri; Salmoniformes; Salmonidae. Gene Ontology annotation, biological process: microtubule anchoring. The record is from RefSeq and is a predicted model, not a curated record. The transcript is spliced from 4 exons. Gene Ontology annotation, molecular function: microtubule binding. The coding region runs from base 120 to 878 and encodes 252 amino acids.